AUGGCCUGCGAUUCCGUAGUAGUUGCCGCCGCCGGCGGCGUGUGUCCGGCGGCCGCGGCUGCGGCGGGGCCCAUCGACUGGGCUCUCGUCGCGGUCGCGGUCCUCGGCGCCGCCCUCGCCCUCGUCGUCGCCUUCGGCGUCGGCAAGAUCGCCGCGUUCGACGCGAAGUUCGCCGCGCAGGAGGCGGCGACGAGCGCGCGCUCCACCCGCGUGGACGCGCUGCUCGCCGACGUCAUCGACGCGGUCGCCGCGCUGCGCGGCCCCGCGGCGCCGCCGGCGGUCCCCGCGGGCGUGGGCUGCGGCAAGACGGCGGAGUUCGCGCGGCGCAUGCAGAACCUGCAGUUCGAGGCCCGCGAGCUCGCCGCGCAGGCGCGCGUCGUCGACGCGGCCGAGGGCCGCGUCGACAACGCCGAGCCCCGCUCCUCGGCCCCGCUCAUGGAGGGCAUGGACGCCGCGGUCUGCGCGUCCUUCCUGGCGCGCUGCGUGGCAUCGCUGCCGGCGCUGGGCAGCGUGCAGGAGCUGCGCACGGCCAUCGAUGCGGGUGGCGCCGCGCCGGCGGUCGCGCUCCAGGCCGCGCUCGAGGUCUGCGCCGAGGUGCUCGUCUACUCGCCGCGCGGCGUCGAGAUCGCGCGAGCGUGCGCGCGGACGCCGCAGCCGCGCGAGGCGCUGCUCGACCUCGCGGCGCGCGGCGCGCUGGCCUUCGCCGGACCUCGCGUCGCGUGGUCCGACGCGCUCGCGGCCGUCGGGUGCCGGUCGGACCUGCGGGCGCGGCGGCGGCGGGCCGUCUCGGCCUUCGCCGCGCUGCUCGUGCCGCUGCUGUCGGUCGAGGAGCUCGUCCCCUGGGUGCGCGUCGUCGCGUCGCAGGCGCUGUCGGCCGUCGACGGCGGCGGCGACGAGGCCGUCGCCGCGGACGCCGCGCGGCUCGUGGCGGACUUCCCGACGGUGCGCUUCGCGUGGGACGUCGACCCGGCCGCCGCGCCCGGCCCGGCGCGGCGGCCGCCGCUCUUCGAGGAACACGCGCCGCGCGACGCGCCGGCGACGGGGCCGCUCGUCCUCUGCGAGGCCCUCGCGGACGCGUUCGGCGUCGCGUACGGCCCCGGGCGGGAAACAAAAAUAUGCGACACGACUUCAAUAUUCAACUAUUCUCACGGGUACGGCCCCGUCGGUGGCCCCGAGGCGCCGCGCGCCGCGGCCGCGCGGCCCGUGCCGUCGUUCCUGCGGAACGCGGCGCGGCUGGCGCGGAGCCUCGCGGCGGCGCCGGGCCGGCCGCCGGCGCCCGUGCUGCUCCGGGGCGCGCGCGGCGCGGGCAAGACGGCCGCCGCGCGCGCGGUCGCCGCGCGGUGCGGCUUCGAGCUCGUCGAGUUCGUGCUCGACGACAACGCCGACGCGCGCGCGCUCGUGGGCUACCACGAGUUCGCCGAGGACGGCAGCUUCGUCUGGCGCCGGGGCCCGCUCGCGGCCGCGGCCGCGCGCGGCGACUGGGUGCUCGUCGAGGACGUCGACCGCGCGCCCGUCGAGGUCCUCGCGCUGCUCAAGCCCCUCGCGCGGCGCGGCGUCGUUUCGCGCGACUUCCUCAAGAUCGCGGCGCGCCUCGGCGACCGCGUCUUCGGCGGCGGCGCGCUGGCGCCGGGCCGGAGCCACGUGCCCGAGGCGCUCCGCUUCGCCGCGGCCCUCGAGGUGCUCGACGUGCUCCACGCGCGGCGCCGCGACGGCGGCGCGGCCGCGGCCGCGGACGCGGCCGCGGACGCGUUCGGCGUCGACCGCGGCGCGCUCCGCGCGCGGGCCCUCGGCGGCGCGCCGGAGGUCGCCGCCGCCGGCGGGGCGCUGCGCGCGGGCCGCGUCGCGCUCCCCGCCGCCGCCGGCGGCGCCGCCGAGGGCGCCUACGCGUGCACGCCCCACUUCGCGCGGCUCCUCGAGCGCGUCGCCGCGUGCGCCGCGUCGCGCGAGCCCUGCCUCCUCGUCGGCGAGCCCGGCUGCGGGAAGACGACGCUCGUCCAGCGCCUCGCGGCCCUCGCGGGCAAGGACCUCCGCGUGCUCAACCUGUCGCACGGCACGGACGGCGAGGAGCUCUUCGGCGGCGUCCGGCCGCUCGCGCUCGCCGAGGCCGCUCGCCGGCUCUUCGACGACGUGUCGGCGCUCUUCGGCGAGACCUUCGACGCGCGCGACAACGGCCCCUUCCUCGCGCGGCUCCGCGACUGCGCCGCCCGGGGCCGCUGGGCGAAGCUCGGCGACGGCUGCGCGAAGGCGUGCGCCGCGGGCGUCGCCGCGGCCGCGAGGAAGCCGCCGCCGGGCGGCGCGAAGCGGUCGCGGGACGACGCCGCCCGGGGCGGCGGCGACCUCGGCGCGCGCUGGGCCGCCGCGGGCGACGCCGCGCGCGCCGUCGCCGCGCGCGCGCGCCGCGGCGCGGCCGCGGGCCCGGUCGCGUUCGCGUUCGUCGAGUCGGCGCUCGCGGCCGCGGCGCGCCGCGGCGACUGGGUGCUCCUCGACGAGCUCAACCUCGCGCCCGGCGACGUGCUCCAGCGCCUCGGGCCCCUGCUCGAGGGCGACUUCCCCCGCGCGCACGACGCGCUCCGCGUCUUCGGCGCGAUGAAUCCGGCCGGCGACGCGGGCAAGCGCGAGCUGCCGCCCGCGCUGCGGAGCCGCUUCACGGAGCUCUUCGUCGAGGAGCCGUCGGACGACGGCGACCUCGAGGCCAUCGCCGCGCGGCGCCUCGCGCCGCUCUUCGGCCACCGCGCGGACGGCGCCGUCGCGGCCGCGCCGCCCGGCGCGGCGCGCGACGCCGCGCGCGCGUGCGUCGCGCUCCACCGGACCCUCGGGGCCCUCGCGGCGGGCGGCGGCGGCGGCCCCGCGCUCCAGGACGGCGCGGGGCUGCGGCCGCGCUACUCGCUGCGCACGCUCUGCCGCGCGCUCGACGCCGCGGCCGCGCUCGCGGGCCACUGCCGCAAGGGCGGCGCGGCCGCGGCGCUCCGCGAGGGCUUCGAGCUCGCCUACGCGACGCAGCUCGUCGGCGACGGGCCCGGCGGCGGCCGCCGCGCCGCGGCGGACGCCGUCGCGGACGCGCUCGGCGCGGCGCGGCGCGCGCCGGGCGACGACGACGCGCGCGCGGCGCCGCGGCGGCCCGGCGGCGACGACGCCUUCGCGCUC
This is a messenger RNA of Aureococcus anophagefferens, 3144 nucleotides long. RefSeq lists its product as hypothetical. NCBI's taxonomy places the organism in Eukaryota, Pelagophyceae, Pelagomonadales, Pelagomonadaceae. The transcript has 4 exons. Gene Ontology annotation, cellular component: preribosome, large subunit precursor. The annotation marks the transcript as partial. Gene Ontology annotation, molecular function: ATP binding; ATP hydrolysis activity. Gene Ontology annotation, biological process: rRNA processing; ribosomal large subunit assembly. The record is from RefSeq and is a predicted model, not a curated record.